UUCCUACAUGUUCUUGCAAGUCCCACCUUCUCUAGCCCUAAUUUCAAUACCAAAUACGCUUUUAAGCAAAUUCCUUUUUCUCUUUUGGGCUUUUUCAGUUAUUUUGGAUUUGUGGUGCAGUUGAAGGAAUAGAUACUUGUAUGCAUCAGUGGUAUGGUGGUGUAAUUAGGAGGCAACAACACUUGAUUAGGUGUUUGGUAGGCGAUUACCAUCGCGGCAGCAGCGACCCCUUUCUUUUGGUGAGUAAGUGCACAAGGAUGCAAUCUGCGACGAGUGGUGGGAGCCCCACUUCGGAAGUUGAUGCUCUCAGUAUUUUGAGGUCAAUUUGUCCUACCGUUGGUGCAGAUAAGCAUAAAGGCCAAGCUGGAAAGAUAGCUGUUAUAGGUGGUUGCCGUGAAUAUACUGGUGCACCAUACUUCUCUGCUAUUUCGGCCCUCAAAAUUGGUGCAGAUUUAUCACAUGUGUUCUGUACCAAAGAUGCUGCUCCAGUUAUAAAAAGCUACAGUCCUGAGUUGAUUGUGCAUCCUUUGCUUGAAGAAUCAUACAGUGUCAGGGACGAGGACAUAACAUCAAGUUUAAACAAGGUUCUUACUGAAGUUGACAAGUGGAUGGAAAGAUUUGAUUGUCUUGUCAUUGGUCCGGGGCUUGGAAGAGAUCCCUUCCUUCUGGAUUGUGUAACUGAUAUUAUGAAGAAUGCACGGCAAAACAACAUUCCGAUGGUCAUUGAUGGGGAUGGACUAUUUCUCGUCACAAACUGUCUUGAUCUGAUCAGCGGCUAUCCUUUAGCUGUUCUGACUCCUAAUGUAAAUGAAUAUAAGCGCCUUGUUCAAAAAGUAUUGAACUGUGAAGUAAAUGAUCAAGAUGGAGCUCAACAAUUACUAUCUCUUUCCAGAAGUAUUGGCGGUGUAACUAUUCUUCGUAAAGGACGAUCUGAUUAUAUUAGUGAUGGCAAAGAAGGUUAUAAAGUGAGUUUGGCUGUUGUAAAACUGCGCAAAGAGUUUCUGGAGUGCAUCGAUAUGAUCCUUUGUGAAAGGUUUCUCAUUUUUAAUGUUGUAUAUACUGCGGAUAAACAACUUAUUGGUGUGCCAGGAAUGAGAAACAUAAAUGUAUUUAUGGUGUGGUCCACAUUCUUACUUGAUCUUUUGCAAUUAGGACCUACAGAAGUCCGAUUUUAUUCCUUUGUUUUGCUGAGCAGUGUUGCAGUAUUCUUUGCUUGGGCUCGGCAGCUUGUUGGUAAUGGGGAGGCCGACAUCAACCCAACAAUGGUGGCUUGCAUUGCAGGAUCUGCCUUGUUGAGGAAGGCAGCAUCACUUGCUUUCGAGGAUAAGAAGAGAUCAACCCUCACCACCGAUAUAAUAGAACACCUAGGAAGAAGUUUGGAGGACAUAUCUCCGGUUCGCUAAGCUCCGUAUAUGCUUCACAAGUCUCAUGUUUCCCGUCGUCGUUUUUUGUUCGCAAGAGUGAACAAUGUUUACAUCCCGAGUUCGAAGAAUACUUUAUUGUUUUCUCAGUAGAUCAUCUUGUUCUUUAGAUUGGAAUAAAUGCACCAGUUCAGAAGUAUGUUCGUUUUUUGCUUUCUUUUGGAAUGGCAAGAACCGGAAAAUCCGUUUUG
This is a messenger RNA of Cynara cardunculus var. scolymus (artichoke), 1612 nucleotides long. Its product is annotated as ATP-dependent (S)-NAD(P)H-hydrate dehydratase. The transcript is spliced from 11 exons. Bases 141 to 1403 code for a protein of 420 amino acids. Gene Ontology annotation, biological process: metabolite repair. Gene Ontology annotation, molecular function: ATP-dependent NAD(P)H-hydrate dehydratase activity. Lineage: Eukaryota; Viridiplantae; Streptophyta; Magnoliopsida; Asterales; Asteraceae. The record is from RefSeq and is a predicted model, not a curated record.